Cherax quadricarinatus is the source of this 1438-nucleotide messenger RNA. Lineage: Eukaryota; Metazoa; Arthropoda; Malacostraca; Decapoda; Parastacidae. The record is from RefSeq and is a predicted model, not a curated record.
UAUUGAGGCAGAAAUUUGAAAUACUGUGCAUACUUUUUUAUUCCAGUUAAUUAUGGGGUUCUAGCUAUGUCGGAUAAAAAAUUAUUAUUCAAAGCCAAAACUUCAUUUAUUCACACUCAGUUGAUUAAUGCUUUAAUUUAUUUUUUUUCAGGUUAGCCGAAAACUUAGCUUAAGAGAAGAUCUUAAAAAAUUACUUGAGGAGCACCAUCUGGAUGAAACGGAUGUCAUGAAACAACACAGCAUCCUUCUCAGGGAAGAAGAAAGUAAUGUUAAAAAAUGUAGAAGCAUUGAUUCAUCUAAUAUAAAACAAGAAGUGCAAGAUGAAUUAGAAGCACAAGAAGCAUUUCAAUUAAUUGAUACUUCAGGGAAUGAUUCAAAGCAUCAAGAAAGCCUGACCAGCUUAUCCUCUACCUAUAGCAGCCCAGCUGGGGUGUUGCAAAGUGACAAAAAUAAUGUUUCCUGUGUAGAGAAUGUAUCUAGAAAGACACUUGCUUCUGUUGAUUCUCUGCAACAUCAUGCCAUUAGUCAGAAUGCUUCAGAUGUUGAGUCUAAAUCUCAGACAUCAAAGAAAGCUUCCAAGGGAUCAAUUGCUGGUAGUUCGGGGAAAAAGGAAAACUUCCUGUGGAGAGAGUGUUCCUGUGAUGUCUACACUCUUGAAGGGCAUAAUGAUAUAGUUUUAGGAGUUGACUGCACCAACAGCUUUGUGUUGUCAGCUAGCCGAGACACAACUGUACGAGUUUGGCGAGUUGGCAACAUAAAGGAGGAAAGGAGUCUUCGUGGACAUACAGCAGCAGUUACUGUAGUUGCAUUUUUACCAGAAUCUCUAGCUGUGGCUAUUCUAGCAAAAUAUGAGAUAAAUAAGCCCCUAUCGUGUCCACCAUAUACCAAGAAGUUAAUUAAAGGGGAGUGUCUACGUUCCAUCUACACCUAUAAUGGCAUCACCUGCCUUGGGUGUGGAACAUGGGGAGUAGUGACUGGAACAGAAGGUGGCAAGCUUGAAAUAUGGUGUUUAGUCACUAGUCAUCGUCUUGCCUUUAUCAAUGCCUUUCAGAGUCAAACCACAGCUCUUGAUAUUGAGGGAGAUGAUAUAUAUGCUGGAAGUUCUGAUGGUGAGUUUGGUAUUUGGAGGUUUGAUGGAACCUGUGAAACACUUCAAGUUCUUUACAUAAUGGAAGCUGAGUCAUCUACCUAUGUUCCUCUGAAGCAUUUAGCAUCUGUGUUGGCACACAAUGAGAAGUGUUUAUUGGGAGACAGUGGCCCAAACAUCAAGGUUGUUGACUGGAAGAAGGGCCAUGUGUCACGUUUGGUGAACCACUUGGGAGACAUUGGCAUGACAGACAGUCUGGCAGUCUCUGCAGAUGGAUACCUUCUUGCUGCAUCCUACCUUGUUGAUUCCGGUUGCUCUUCCAUCAAUAGUAAGUAAAUUUAAGUGUAGUUG